AUGGAUUCUCCCUUCUCUUUAAUCCCGAACCUGGUUGUUCUGGAUUCCAAAGGCGACGGGCUUGUCAUUCUCCCAAAACCUCUCCCUUCGAUCCAGGUUUCCGUCACUGCUGUGUCCCUUGCAUCCAACGUCCUAGGCAAUAAGUUUGACCUCGAGAAUCGACUCGCUAUCGCCCCUGACGACAGCCCGGUCGCGGCUAGCAUCCUUCUUCGAGUAUUUCAUUUCCUCGAUCCUGCUGUUUCUGCAGACAACAUGACACCCGAGUUGCUGGCGGAGAUUGCGGAUCUGUGUUUGAAGUGGCAAUGUGUUCCUGCGGUGGGCCCGUACACCCAUUUUUGGGUGGUUACUGCGAGUGAGAAGUUGUGCGAUAAACUCGAGCCGUGGCUGGGUUGGUUGAAGAUUGGGAAGGCCUUUGCUAGGGAAGAUGUCGCCGCCAUGGUAAUCCAAGAGCAGGCGUAUCGCUGGUGGAAGGAUCUGGGGUUCGCCAACCUGGACGACCUGAGGCGCGUCGUUCAGCCAAGUUUGAUCAACGAGCUCAACGAAACCCGUAUGGAUGUCAUCCAGUACAUCGGCAAGGCAGUCAGCGAACAACUCAUCUGGCUCUCCAGCCAAGAGGAUCUCUGCUUGGUCACCGAUGCAACUAAGGAGGAGUCCGAGAUGUGUUCAUCGGCUCUGUGUGGAUCUUUUCUACGUAUCUUGCACAACAACGUCUUGAUGCCACUUCAAGACCAGCCGUUUGAGGCCCUUACCAUCCAGAGACUCAUCGGUAACGAUGGACUCCUCAAGGAUGUCGUCUUAGGCUUGAAGGAGCAUCCGGUUUGCCGGGCGAUGGCAGCCGAACUCCAGAUGUCACUUGUUAGAAAGAUCGAGCAAUAUGUCGCAGAUUCGACCUUGAAAUACCAGGUGUUUCUAUCCGCCGCCGCGUCGGGCGAGACGAAUCAAGGGACUGAGCCGGCGAACUCUACUGCGCUUCCUGUUCUCUCGACGCGAGAAGUAGUCAAGACUCAUGUUCUAUCGGAUUCGAACGCCGAGGGCGAGAUGAAGCUUAAUGACAACUCCGAGCCCGAGCACACCGAAGCGGAGCCCGAGAGGCCAACCGCUGAAUCGCCUAUUACAAUGCCCUUCGAAACGACCAAGAGGGAGACUUUAGAGCCCAUCGUCGAAGAGCCUGUUACGGAGUUCUUGGAGCCAAUCAGCGUUCAAUCCGUCGGAGAACCUACCGUGCUAGUCCGUGAGGAUUCCACCAAAGAGCUCGGGGAAUCAAUCAUCGAGGAAUCGGUAGAAGCACUUCCCACGUCGGUUGCCGAGAAAUCCGUCGAAGACCUUCGCAACCUGGUCGCCGAUGUUCUCACAUUGGAUCCCAGGGAGCCAAUUGUCGAGAGAUCAAUUGGAGAGCCGGUGGGGACGGUUGCCGAAGAAUCAACCGAGGAGUCCAAGGAGCCAGUUAUCGUCGAGCAACACGCCGAAGGGCUCAUAGAGCGAGCUUUUGAGGCUCUCACCGGAGUGCUAAAGAGGCUGAAAGUCGAACAAUCGGACGUACAGGUCUCAAGACCAGUUGUCGUGGGACACAUCGAAGGGCCCAUGGAACUACUCGCCGACUUCCCAACUGGACAGACUGUGAAUCUUACUGUCCAGGAAGCGGACCUUAUUAAAGGCUAUUUUGAUUCUCUGGAUGCUGAGGAUUACGGCAAGCAGUGGACCGCAGAGCAUGCGCAGCCAGUAAUCGAGGAAGCAAUUGGAGAGCUCGUCCAUCCCACUGCCGAGGUAUAUUCCCUGACGUAUGUGCAGCAGAAGCCCGCCGGAAAGCCUAUUCCGGGGCCUAUUGAAGUUCCAGUUGCAGAGCCCAUCGAGCCAAUCGCCAAGGAACCAGUCGUCGAGGAAUACACCAAAGAGCUUGUUCCAGAGCCCGCCGAUACCCCCACGGGAGGGCUCAGCCUUGAAGUUGCAUCAGAAACUGCUGGAACAUCAGUAGGAACUCUGCUUGAGAAGCUUGACUACCUUACAUCGGGGGUCUUGAGCAGAACAGUGGAAAACCCAUUUGAGGAGUUCAAGAUCGACAUUGAGGAGCCAGUCAAAGUCGAAACCCCGGCGAAGGUAGCACAGGAGAAGUCUGCGAUUGGACCGAUGGACGCUCCCCUCGAAGUUUCGAGUGACUUUGAGGCCGAAAAUAACGCCGUCCUCAUCAAGACUUCUUCGCCAGCUGCUGAACCGGACGCCACUGUUAGUUCCACUUUCACUGGCGACCAUGACAAGAAAGCUGAGAUGGUGCAUGAUAAGUCGGCGGAUAUCGAGCGUUGCCAGCCCUCAACGCUUGUCGAUGUCGACGUCUCGAAAGAUGAUGGUACUCCUGUGGGUGUGCCAAUCAUCGAAUCGCCGCCUGGCGAGAUGGAUGCACUGAAAACCGCCUUCGAGCGCCUCGACCACUCGCCCGCUCCGAAAGGGUUCAUUCUCCAAGAGGAGACGCUAGAUGACGAUAUCGUGGAGGAGGAGGAAAAUACCGACCAGCAGGAGGAGGAUACCGACCAGCAGGAGGAGGAUACCGACCAGCAGGAGGAGGAUACCGACCAGCAGGAGGAGGAUACCGACCAGCAGGAGGUACAUAAGGCGGAGGAGCGGGAGCCGAUCUGCGAUAAAUCCAACGAAGCUGAUCGCAGCAAGGCUCCUUCCUCGGAUGUUCAAGAGACUGACCCCGAUGUUAAUGCGGUCGUCCCCGUUGGUCAUAAGUCGACCACGAUGCGGCGGGCAGCUUUGAAGCGUACUGCACCGGAUUACGUCUCUUUUCAAGGAACCAGACCUGGCAUCAGUCACUCGCCUCCGCUGAAGAGAUCAAAGCUUGUCGAUCCCGACUUCGAAGCACGUUCUAGAUUCCCAGACACCAAGAAGCCUCAAACCGAGCAGCCCGAGACCAAGAAGGAAAACCCCCAGAUCGAAAAGAACCCUUCCACUCUGGGUGUUGAAGCCAUUCGCCAUUCGCCCUUGCCUUCAGCAACGAAUUCCACGGUCGCUGUCCGCCGCCUCGGCCGUCCCAACUGGACAAACGAGGAGCGCCGAGCCCUGGCUGCCAGUCUUGUCGAUCCGGCCAGAAAGGGCGUCCUCAAGUAUCUCCGUGCGAAAUACAAAAUGGUCAGUCCGGCCCAUGUUCUAGAUAUCGUCAACAAGCACAACUGGGAUCUCACGGAAGCCGAGAAGGCUGUCGAGGAUCUGCACAAUCAGAUCUAUACUGGACAGAUUGUCUUGUAA
Tricharina praecox is the source of this 3240-nucleotide messenger RNA. RefSeq lists its product as uncharacterized. Bases 1 to 3240 code for a protein of 1079 amino acids. The record is from RefSeq and is a predicted model, not a curated record. NCBI's taxonomy places the organism in Eukaryota, Fungi, Ascomycota, Pezizomycetes, Pezizales, Pyronemataceae. The transcript is spliced from 2 exons.